AUGGAGGAAGAAGCCAAAGUGACUUGGGAUAGAGCUGUUGCGUUAAGCCAGGAUUUUUGCAUUUUUAACAUCUUGGAGAAACCGAUGCUUCCUAAACCAGUUGUGGAGAAAGGGUGGAAAAAGGGUAAUUUCAUCUCCACUCAUGUGAUAAAAGGAACAAUCUUACAUGGCAUCAAAAGAAUAAGUAUAAUUGGUGUUGCUAGAAGCCAAGGGUUCCAGGUUGAGGAACGCCUUAUGGAAGUGGAUGAGUUGUUUGAUGCUGAUGAAGUUUUUUGUAGAAGGACAAUAGUGGUAGUGUCACUUGUUGGCAGUAUUACUUAUAAGGGUAAAAGAGUAUCAUACGGAGUAGAUGGUUUCGGGGCUGUUUCGCAACAGCUCUACUCCGUGCUUACCCGACUGCAGAUGGGUCUUAUAGACGACAAGAUGAAUUGGACUGUUGAGUUGAAUUAG
Gossypium raimondii (Peruvian cotton) is the source of this 450-nucleotide messenger RNA. Its product is annotated as branched-chain amino acid aminotransferase 2, chloroplastic-like. Lineage: Eukaryota; Viridiplantae; Streptophyta; Magnoliopsida; Malvales; Malvaceae. Gene Ontology annotation, cellular component: chloroplast. Gene Ontology annotation, molecular function: branched-chain-amino-acid:2-oxoglutarate transaminase activity. The transcript is spliced from 4 exons. Bases 1 to 450 code for a protein of 149 amino acids. The record is from RefSeq and is a predicted model, not a curated record. Gene Ontology annotation, biological process: branched-chain amino acid metabolic process.